This is a messenger RNA of Psammomys obesus (fat sand rat), 1354 nucleotides long. RefSeq names its product S-phase kinase associated protein 1 (gene Skp1). The transcript has 7 exons. NCBI's taxonomy places the organism in Eukaryota, Metazoa, Chordata, Mammalia, Rodentia, Muridae. Gene Ontology annotation, biological process: SCF-dependent proteasomal ubiquitin-dependent protein catabolic process. The record is from RefSeq and is a predicted model, not a curated record. Gene Ontology annotation, cellular component: nucleus; cytoplasm. Gene Ontology annotation, molecular function: cullin family protein binding. Bases 191 to 709 code for a protein of 172 amino acids.
CUUAUAAGAGCCGACGCCGCGCGGCGCUGCUGUAGUGGCCUUGUCCUCGGUGUUGCUCUCGCUGUGUGAACGCCGCCCGUCCGCCUCGGGCCUGCGGUCUUGAGACCGAGCACCGCACUGAGAAACAUGGAGGAGCAGACAGGUUUGUGAGUUGAAAAGCGAAAUCGGAUUGCCUCCAACCGUGGAAUGAAUGAGCUGCAUAUUUCAGUGGAUGAUGAUGCCUUCGAUAAAGUUGCAGAGUUCUGAUGGAGAGAUAUUUGAAGUUGAUGUAGAAAUUGCCAAACAAUCUGUGACCAUCAAGACCAUGCUGGAAGAUUUGGGAAUGGAUGAUGAGGGAGAUGAUGAUCCUGUUCCUUUACCAAAUGUUAAUGCAGCAAUUCUAAAAAAGGUCAUUCAGUGGUGCACCCACCACAAGGAUGACCCUCCUCCUCCUGAGGAUGAUGAGAACAAAGAAAAACGAACAGAUGAUAUUCCUGUUUGGGACCAAGAAUUCCUGAAAGUUGACCAAGGAACACUUUUUGAACUUAUUCUGGCUGCAAACUACUUAGACAUCAAAGGUUUGCUUGAUGUUACAUGCAAGACCGUGGCCAAUAUGAUUAAGGGGAAAACUCCUGAGGAAAUUCGUAAAACCUUCAAUAUCAAAAAUGACUUUACUGAAGAGGAGGAGGCCCAGGUACGCAAAGAGAACCAGUGGUGUGAAGAGAAGUGAAAUGCUGUGCCUGACAUUGUAACACUAGAAGGUUGUUCCAAAUGCUAGUUGCACUGCUCUGUUUAUAGUUGUUAAUAUUAGAGAACAGUAGACGAAUGCAGCCUUGUCCUUACUGCAUGUGUAGUUCCCGUACAGAUCAGACCUGUGGCUGAGUUUCUUCUAUGAGCAGAAGUUACUUCCUACCCCCCCCCCCCCAUUACUCUGAAUAAAACUGAACUAUGGGUUUUCUGUGGAAAGUGGCAUUUUGGGUUUUCCCUCAUUCUGUAAAGCGAUUUCUGUUCACUGUCCAGUUAACUUCAGUAAGCCUUUCAAAGUUGGCAUUGUAAAUAAAACAACUUGAGAAUUAUUCUGAAAUAGAAUUAACAAAACAUGAUCUUUAUUCAUGAGUCAUAAUCUGGAACAGGCAACCUGAAGUUAAUGUUGGGAGUGGGGUUAGGAUGUCUUCCUACCUCUUUGCUGCUGGUAAGCUUGUGUGCAACCGGGCCCUACUAAUUGGAUCUGAGGUCUUUUGUCCUUUUUUUUUUAAUUUUAAAUCUUCAGCUUUGAAUAUGUUGCGUAGAGAUUCAGUUUACUACCCGGUUUGGGGGUGGGGGAAUGUAACUAGACAAUUUGUUAGCUUUUCAAUUAAAAAAGACAGUUACUUUA